Dermacentor albipictus is the source of this 1506-nucleotide messenger RNA. RefSeq names its product protein YIPF4-like. Gene Ontology annotation, biological process: endoplasmic reticulum to Golgi vesicle-mediated transport; vesicle fusion with Golgi apparatus. Lineage: Eukaryota; Metazoa; Arthropoda; Arachnida; Ixodida; Ixodidae. Gene Ontology annotation, cellular component: trans-Golgi network; membrane. The record is from RefSeq and is a predicted model, not a curated record.
AACAAUUGCUGUUUUAUUUUUGUUGUGCGUGAGGUGGAGUGUCCGUGUAUUAAGACGUCGUUUAUUUACUACCGUGCAAGUUCACCGUGGCCAUGGUCCUCUCAAGUUGGUUCUUUAUUCUAUGGUGACGACGUGGACCUACACAAGCAAAUGCUAACGAUGGCGUCCUAAUACAGCCACUGCUCACAAGUUGCGUCGUAAAAAUACCAAAGUCGCCUCGUGGCAGUACGUGUCGACGCAACAUGAAUGAGCCACGAUUGCGGUGAUCUUUCUGUAAGCUCUCGCCGUGUCAGGAGCGCCACUGCGGAUGCUGACAGCACGAUUUGGCAAAACUGUUUUGUUUGAAUACCUCUUACGUUGGCGAUGAGCAUGAUGGAUAUUCCCGUUCACGGCAGCAACAGCGACAACGGACAGAGCUCGGACUCGAGUUCUACGGGCUCUGGCAGCUACGUCAAAAUCUCCAUGGACACUGACGAACCAAACGGCUAUGACGCUGACUCGCCCAUCGUUCAAGCAGCCGCCGCAGCUACGGCGACAGCUGCUGUACCGACCAUUUCGUCGCAGGCACCGGCCAAGCCUCUGGACGAGUUCGUCUUCAUGUCGACCUCGACUCCUGACUACAGCCGCCUGACCGGCACGAUGGACCUUUGGUCCUCCCCGCACAAUGGCAAAGGAGACACCUCGUUUGCGUCUUCCAUGCCUGGCUCAUCGUUCCUGCAUCAAAAAGGCCUUGGCUGGUUGCUUGAGGUGGAUGAUGCAGAUGAUGAUGACAAAGCACCUCUCCUGGAGGAGCUGGACAUUGACCUGAAGGACAUCUACUACAAAGUGUGCUGCGUGUUACUGCCUUUUCCUUUUAUGGGCUACAAGCGGCAGCUGGUCAGAGACAGCCCUGACUUCUGGGGACCCCUUCUGGUCGUCAUUCUCUUCUCCCUUGUCUCCAUCUAUGGCCAGUUCUCAGUGGUCUCAUGGAUUGUCACCAUGUGGAUCUUUGGAUCACUAGUCAUUUUUCUUCUGGCCCGAGUUCUGGGUGGAGAGGUGAGCUACUCUCAGUGCCUCGGAGUGAUUGGCUACUCUGUCCUGCCCCUUGUAGUCACUGCGACCACUUUGCCUCUGGUCAGACCUUUCUACUACGUGGAAUUGACGUUCAAGCUGCUUGGCGUUCUGUGGGCAACGUACAGUGCUGGCUCGCUGCUCUGUGUACAGGAACUGCAGAACAAGAGGCCACUGCUCUUGUAUCCCGUGUUUCUACUUUAUGUUUAUUUUUUCUCACUUUAUUCCGGUGUUUGACCUGGCCAUCGGCUGUGGUGCAUCUGCUUCCUGAUUGUGCAUUGAAACAGGAUUGUGUGCUAUUUUGUAGCCCAGACAUGUGGUUCACUGCGUGUAAAUACCUCCUGGAGAGCUGCGCUUUUUAUUUUCUUUUUUUAAGCUUUGUGUUUGCGCUAAUAUAAUAGUGGGAGCCAAGUUUAUGACAUCUCAGAUGAAAAUAAUAAAUUGUUAUCGGUACAA